AUGGGUCUAUCGCCGUCCGGGAACCACCAUCGACGGCGCAGUUCCGUGCUGACAGCCACGGGAGGCCCGUCCCAAUCAGUGUCCAUCGACCAAAGGGAUGAGAAUCCGAGGUCUGUCAGCGACAGUGCUACCCAUCGACGGGAAGAACAAAAGGCCGCCGAGGACGCGGAUGUCUCUGAUCUCUCCUCAAUUGCGGAAAGCGUCGAGAUGGAUUUCAUAGACUCGGAUGACGACCUGAAUGAUGACGAAGAAACCGGGCUCACGGCCAAACAGAGACGGCAGAGACGACGACGGAGAAGACAACAACGCAGACAGUUGGAUGCCCGCAUCGCCGAUGUGAAGGCGUCUCGCGACUUCUUGUCCAUGGGACUGGCAGAUCGAAAUGUCAUGCGGCGACUGCUCGUGAAUCUCGGUCUCAUCUUGCUGUGGUAUUUCUUUUCGCUCGCCAUCUCGAUUUACAACAAAUGGAUGUUCUCCGAAGAUGAGGUCGUUUUCCCGUUCCCUCUGUUCACUACCAGCUUGCAUAUGCUAGUCCAGUUCACUCUCGCCUCCAUCAUCCUCUACUUCAUACCGUCCCUCCGUCCGAGGUCCCUUCCCGUCGCGUCGCCAUGCGGCUCCCCGACGAGGGACGAUGAUACCUUGGAAUCCAGACCGGUGCUCACCAAGGUCUUUUACUUUACUCGUUUAGUGCCCUGUGGUGCGGCAACCUCCUUGGAUAUCGGUCUCGGCAACAUGUCGUUGAAAUUCAUCUCACUCACUUUCUUAACCAUGUGCAAAUCCUCCGCUCUCGCCUUCGUUCUCCUCUUCGCCUUUCUGUUCCGCCUCGAAACCCCGUCUGUCAAGCUGAUCAUCAUCAUUGCCACGAUGACAAUUGGUGUCGUCAUGAUGGUUGCAGGAGAGACCGCUUUCAACGCGGUGGGUUUUGUCCUGGUGAUUGCGUCCGCCUUCUUUUCGGGGUUCCGAUGGGGUCUCACACAGAUCCUGCUUCUCCGGCACCCGGCCACCGCCAACCCUUUCUCGACCCUGUUCUUUCUCACGCCCGUCAUGUUCAUCUCUCUGAUCGUCAUCGCCAUGGCCGUGGAAGGCCCCUCCCAAAUCGUCACUGGGUUCAUCGCCCUAACUGACGCUCAUGGAGGCAUGUUUGCCGUGUUCCUUCUCAUUUUCCCUGGCAUCCUGGCAUUCUGCAUGAUUGCAUCCGAAUUCGCCCUGCUCAAGCGUUCUUCCGUCGUCACACUUAGCAUCUGCGGCAUCUUUAAAGAGGUGGUCACAAUCAGUGCGGCCGGUGUGGUCUUCCAUGAUCAGCUCACCCUAAUCAACAUUGCGGGCUUGUUUAUCACCAUCAGCAGCAUUGCUUCCUACAAUUACAUGAAGAUCUCCAAAAUGCGCUCCGACGCUCAACAGGCCUCGUGGGAGGGAAGCCCUGAUCUUGACUCGGACAGUGAGGACACGUAUCGCCCCGGCGAGCGUGGAGGCUACCAUCACGUUUCCAGCCCAGAAACAAGGAUGGUGCAUUCACCCGACGCAGAGGACAACGUCAAUAUUACGCCUGCGGACGAUUUGACUGAAGGUGGUCACCGGUCAUUCCGGGUUCGUGCGAGCGGCGCAAGCAGCAGUACUCAUGGGCUCAAGAUAUCCACUGCCAACUUGAGCGACAGCGAAAGCCGGCCGUUUUCUCCUCGGGCGUCCGGACCCUCCCCCCUGAGAUCCGCUCCUCCUAUCGUGUUCUCCGGUGAAGCUGAGCUUCAAGCAGCGGGUCGCGGCCCGAGCCCUGGAAAUCAUUUGCAAUCAUCACCGGAGAGGCUGUCUCCACCUGUUGGUCGUUAA
Molecule: messenger RNA, 1824 nt
Organism: Aspergillus terreus NIH2624
Lineage: Eukaryota; Fungi; Ascomycota; Eurotiomycetes; Eurotiales; Aspergillaceae
Product: putative nucleotide-sugar transporter
Exons: 2
Coding region: 1-1824 (607 amino acids)
Biological process (GO): UDP-glucose transmembrane transport
Cellular component (GO): cis-Golgi network; Golgi apparatus; endoplasmic reticulum-Golgi intermediate compartment
Molecular function (GO): antiporter activity
Source: RefSeq, a predicted model, not a curated record